ACUGACCCCCCCUCGAGAAUUUUGAUGGUACUAACAAUAAGAAGGUCGGGACGCAACUCGUGAAUUCGUGCUCCUUAUUUAUUUGGAGAGGGUUAAUUUUUAUUCAGUUAAAAAUGCCAAGAAAAACUGGCAAGACUCGUGGCUGGAGUGGCCAAACUUAUCAGCGACACGAUAAUCCUGAAAGAAAGCAGCACUUCGGUCAUGAUGACAGGACGCUAUACUCAGAUCGGGGUCCAAGACCAAGGGUGUCGUUCAAAAUGUCACGAAUUGGUAAAGGUGGUCGAGGAGACCGAAAUGAUAGGGAUAGACGAAUAGAUAUGGAAACUGCUGUCAGACGACACUUAGAAGAUGAUGUGGAUAUGGCUAGUGAAGUUAGUCAAAGCCGCUUUCGAGGAGGUGUAAGAGGUGGUUUGAGAGGAAUUAGUCGAGGACGAAGAAAUAGUCCAGUACCUCUAAGAGGAGGGGGUGGACCUAGACAAAUUCAAAGGAAAUUGAAUCUUGCUCCUGGAAGCUGGUAUAAAAUCAUGAUUCCAUAUGCAGCCAAAUAUGAAAAGAAAUAUGUACUAGAAACGUUGUUGUCUCAUAUUGCUCCAGAGAUAUUUGUUCCAAUCAUGUAUAAAAUUGAAGGAAACAGUGCAUGCUUUUAUGUCGAUGACUUAAAAGUAGCAAAUAAACUGUUGUCAUGUGAUCGUCAAAUAACCGCAACUGAUGGAUUCAAAUUGGGGAUCAAAGUAAGAGCUGGUUUUCCACAAGUUGAAGUUGAUCAGCAGCUGAAAGAUCGCAUUAAAGUUGCCAUGGCAAAGCGUUAUGUAGCUACCACAAAUGCCCUUGACCUGUCUGAGUUUCACAGAGAUCCAGAUCUUUGUCAAGAUGUUUUUGUUGCUUUGUUUCGACCUACUAUAUUACUGGCUGUGAUGGAUAUAGUUGCUGAGCAUACACCAAACUUAGAGGCACUAAACUUAGAUGGCAACAAAUUACAGAACAUUGACAGGCUUGGCGCGGAAUUGCAUAAAAAGCUGCCUAAUCUGACAAUAUUAUACCUGGGCAAUAAUCGAAUUCGAGAAUUAAAAGAAAUAGAUACACUGAAGCCAUUGAAGCUGAAAGAGCUGCGAUUAAUGGGUAAUCCACUGUGCGAUAAAUAUAAACAUCGACCAGAGGACUUUGUGAGUGAUGUAAGGAAGCGAUUUCCCAAACUGCUCAAAUUGGAUGGAACGGAACUGCCACCUCCAAUUGUGUUCGAUGUGGCAGGAGAUAGUGAGGGAGUAAAAUUGCCACCAUCGCAGAGAGCAUUUGCAGCUAAUAAUGAUGCACGUCAAGUUGCAGCAACUUUCCUUCACCACUAUUUUCUCAUAUUUGAUGGCGAUAGCCGUCAGCCACUCCUUGAUGCAUAUGACGAACAAGCAUCUUUCAGUUUGACUAUUUCGUGCACACAUGACAACUUGAAUAGAUAUAGUAAAUACCUGCCGCACAAUAGAAAUUUGUUCAGAGUUAAUGACCGGGAAAGAAGACAAAAAUUAUUGAAACAAGGCAGAUUACCGGUGGUUUCGUUCUUAUCUGAAAUUCCAAAGACCAAACAUUUUCUGAACACUUUCUCCAUGGAUCUCAGUUUAGUUACGGAAGUGAUGAUGGUUGUUACCAUAACAGGAAUAUUUCAAGAAGUGGACACUGAUAAAAAACCGCUUCGUUACUUCAGUAGGACAAUGAUUAUUGUUCCCCAGGGAUCGGGUUACUGCAUUCGCAACGAACAGUUGCACAUUACCGGACCGACGGAGGCACAACAGAAGCAUGCCUUGGCAGAAGUUAAUUCUGUUAAUGUCAACGAGAGAAUAGGGGGGUCUAACGAACCAACAAAGGAACAAGAUACACACCUACAAAUGGCAAUUGCGCUGAGCCAGCAGUCUGGAAUGAACCUCGAAUGGAGUAAAAAGUGCUUAGAUGAAGUACAGUGGAAUUUUGAUUCAGCCCUUGCUGCAUUUAGAAGUUUUCACCAAUUGGGACAAGUUCCACCUGAAGCAUUUCAAAAUUAAAUGAGAGCAUUCCUCACGCUAGACUUACGUCAACAAUAUUUGAUUUGUUCAUUAAUCAUGUUCGUGCUACAAUCACGAUCCUCGUAAUGUGUAUAUACAUAUAAUUAGUACAACGGUACAGAUUUGAAUAAAUAUAUGUUUUCUACA
Messenger RNA from Athalia rosae (coleseed sawfly), 2174 nucleotides. Its product is annotated as nuclear RNA export factor 1-like. Gene Ontology annotation, biological process: poly(A)+ mRNA export from nucleus. The record is from RefSeq and is a predicted model, not a curated record. Gene Ontology annotation, cellular component: cytoplasm; nucleus. Gene Ontology annotation, molecular function: protein binding; RNA binding. NCBI's taxonomy places the organism in Eukaryota, Metazoa, Arthropoda, Insecta, Hymenoptera, Athaliidae. Bases 114 to 2027 code for a protein of 637 amino acids. The transcript is spliced from 10 exons.